GUUAAAAGGAUGAUGUUAGAACCAUCUCGAUUUUAAGUUACUAGGGGAAAGAAACAUCACACAAAACCAAAAGGUAAAUUCGUAUACGAGACUAAGCAUUAACUUAAAAAAGUGACACAUACAUAUGAUGCAAAAUUGAGAAGAAAGAUACAAUCGAUGCGGACCAUGAGUGAGGAAAGGAGGAAACGGACAUUGAGAUGAAACUAUAUAUAUAAAUGAAGUGAGGAGAUUGAGGACGAGACAUUAUCAUCAGAAGAAACAGAAGAUGGGGUUUGGUGGUUGUAAAAAGCUGCUUUUGGGGGUAGGGAUGGUGAUGAUGGGUGUGUUUGGAUUCGGGUCUUUGAGCGUUGGAACUGAAGAGAAGAGUGGGUUAGUGAGUUGGGGCAACAGUUAUUACCAAACAUGGGGAAACCCCCCUCUUCUUCUCAACCACACCUCUGAGCUCCAGCUCUCUCUCGACACUCUCUCUGGUUCUGGGUUUGAGUCCGUAUCUAUAUAUGGAUCCGGAUCCUUCGACAUGAGAAUAAAGGCACCCGACAAUAACUCCACUGGAGUCAUCACUUCUUUCUACUUAACUUCUCGUUCUAGUCGCCAUGAUGAGGUCAGUUUCCAGCUUUUGGGAAGCAAUCGACCGCCGUAUAUGCUGAAUACAAAUAUGAUUCUGUAUGGUGAAGGAGGCAAAGAUCAGAUGUUCAGGCUCUGGUUCGAUCCAACCAAAGAUUACCACUCCUACAGGUUUCUUUGGAACCCACGUCAACUAGUGUUUUAUGUGGACAAUACACCAAUCCGGGUGUUUAAGAAGAAUCCUGGAGUUUACUACCUAUCAGUUCAGACAAUGUUCGUAAUGGGGAGUGUGACGAGUCAAAAAGGUGUGACAAUUGACCCGAAGCAGACGCCCUACACGGCAUGGUUUCAGGCAUCAAAGAUCGAAGGAUGUAUAACAACAUUUUUCAAUAUAGAGAGAUGCAUAGGCCCCGAGUUCUGGUGGAACCGUGCAGAGUUCUCGGCACUAAACCCUAGAGAGAAGGAACUAUACAGAAAUGCCAGGAAGACAUACCUGGAUUACGACUAUUGCUCCGACAGAGCACGGUAUCCUCGGGAGCCUCCAGAAUGCAGAAUCUACGAACAGUAAAGCUCACAUCUGUUCGGGCUCUCGUCUCAAAACACACAGAGAAAAAAAAAACUAUGGACAAUAUAUGUUAGUGUAAUAUGUUGAAGUGUAAUAUGUUGACUGAGUUGUACCAGUAAAAUACUGUAACUUAAAAUAACAACUUAAACUUUCUUACUUAA
Messenger RNA from Tarenaya hassleriana, 1290 nucleotides. RefSeq names its product probable xyloglucan endotransglucosylase/hydrolase protein 11. Gene Ontology annotation, molecular function: xyloglucan:xyloglucosyl transferase activity; hydrolase activity, hydrolyzing O-glycosyl compounds. The record is from RefSeq and is a predicted model, not a curated record. The transcript is spliced from 4 exons. NCBI's taxonomy places the organism in Eukaryota, Viridiplantae, Streptophyta, Magnoliopsida, Brassicales, Cleomaceae. Gene Ontology annotation, biological process: cell wall biogenesis; xyloglucan metabolic process. The coding region runs from base 266 to 1132 and encodes 288 amino acids. Gene Ontology annotation, cellular component: cell wall; apoplast.